CGCCUGCGCAGAAGGCGGCGCGGGAGAACGUUACCCACCUUCCCACUCCGGAGGCUUGUGCUGCAGGGAAAACAAUGGUUGAGUUAUUAUUGGUCGGAGGUCUGCCACAGGUUCCCCUUAGGGGGCUAGUCGGGAAGUCAAACUUUGGCUGUUGGGUUGGGCCCCCCUACUCCCAACGACUCCUUCGCGACGCUCCCCCGCCUAAAGCCCGCCCACUGCGCGAGCUCAACCGCCACUUCCGCCCUCUCCUCCCCUGAAGCAAGAUGGCAGAGGAACCGGAGUCGGUGCUGCAGCUCCCUCCCUCCACUGCUGUUGGCGGCGAAGGACUCACGGAAAUCUCCCCCGAAACCGUCACUCCUGAGCCCCCUUCUGCUGCAGUCUCCCCGGGGUCAGAGGAACCUACCGGAGACACCAAGAAAAAAAUUGACAUCCUGCUAAAGGCUGUGGGAGAUACCCCUAUUAUGAAAACAAAGAAGUGGGCUGUAGAGCGAACCCGAACCAUCCAAGGACUCAUUGACUUCAUCAAAAAGUUCCUUAAACUUGUGGCCUCAGAACAGUUGUUUAUUUAUGUGAAUCAGUCCUUUGCCCCUUCCCCAGACCAGGAAGUUGGAACACUUUAUGAGUGUUUUGGCAGCGAUGGUAAACUGGUCCUACAUUACUGCAAAUCUCAAGCCUGGGGAUGAACCACAAAGAGAAACAACUUGCUACUUAAAAUUACUCUUCACAAAGGAAACAGCUCUGAAAAGCUUUGGUGCUUGUGGCAAGAGACUUAAGGAUAACGAUCUACUGUCAGCAUGUAUCUACUGUGACCAAUGUUUGUGCAAGAAAACGUCUAUGAAGUGGGUUGUGAAAAAUGCAACUUGUAUUAAUAUGCAAAUCAUUGUAAAAGAUUAGACAAUAUCCAUUGCUACUGCAAUCAGUAAUCCAGAUCUGCCUCCAAGGUAUUGAAAAGGAGAUUAAGACAGCUUCUUCAUUACGGUUCUCAAACUGAUGAAAAUUGUUUACUUGUAGUAUUAGCACUGUGUUGUUUUUUUUUUCAGUGUAAAAGCUUUAUUUACUAAAGGGUUUUUUUUUUUUUUUAACCUAUUCAGGGAAGUUCAGUUUGUUUGAGAUAUGGGAUAUGCCUUUUCACAUUUACAUCUACUAUGUUACCGUCUUGUAAAACAAAGUAGCAUUCACCAGCUAGCUUUAUUCCUUACAGAGACAGGAGGAGGGCAGCCCAGGUGGCAGAAAGGGUUAGGCAGCUAGGUUUAACUUCUUUGCCAGCAGUAAUGGGGAAAAAGCUAUUCCUGCUAAUUUCUAGUAAACAACUAGCCAGGAGAGCAGGAUCUUGGCAAAUUGGAAGACCCCCUUAGAGAAUAUGUAUAGUUUAAAAUGAAGUAUUUUAUUGGGAAACAGAAUUUUACAAACUCUGGACAAUGAAUCUUGAGCUCUUUUCAGCCCUAUCAUGUAAUGAUUCUUGAAUCUCAACGAUAUUACUAGUUUUACCUAAUUACUCGCGUAAUCCUGACAACAUCUUUUGAGUUUUUCAUAAUGCAUUUUCCAACUUGAAAGCCCUCAAAGAAUAACUGAAACAUAGCCUUAAAUUUUCUGUGUAUUUAAUGCCAUUACUGAAAGUCAAAGUACCAUUUUACUGAUACUAUUAGGUAAUUCAUUAAGUGAUAAAAGACUUAUUCCUUCAUUCUGUAUUAUGUAAUGUGGUGUUAAAAUCCCAUUCAGCUAAAUAACAGAUUUGCUAAUAAAAUAAACGAUAUCACCCAUGACUACAGGGCUCCUUUAAAAAAUCAUCUGUGUGUACUGGGGAAGCCAGCACAGCUUGUACAAGGCAAGCUCAUGGAAGCUCCAUAGACACAUCCAAACUUCCUGAGGGACAGAACUGCUGGGCUGAGGGCUGUGGCAACCAUCUAGCUCAAUUAGCAUAACAUAGUUUGUAGAGAAAUAUUCUGUAUUCUACUUUGGUGAGUAGCAUCUGGAAUCUUAAAAGCCUGUUAGUGGCCAUCUAAGAUACUCCACUGGUUCACCCCUUCAAGAGCAAGGGAGAAAGAUGAAAACUAAAGAUACAAAGGAAAGAUUAGUCCAGAGGACUAAUGGAACAUCUACCAUGGCCUCCACCAGACUCAGUCCAGUAGAACCAGAUGGUGCCUGGCUACCACCAGCGAUUGCUCUGACAGGGAUCGCAAUAGAGGGUCCCAGACAGAGCUGGAGAAAAAUGUAGAACAAAAUUCUAACUCACGAAAAAGACCAGACUUACUGACCUCACAAGGACUGGAGGAACCCCAAGAGUAUGGCCCCCCAGACGCCCUUUUAGCUCAGUAAUGAAGUCACUCCCGAGGUUCAACCUUCAGCCAAAGAUUAGGCCCAUAAAGAAAAAAAAAAAGAA
Molecule: messenger RNA, 2380 nt
Organism: Loxodonta africana (African savanna elephant)
Lineage: Eukaryota; Metazoa; Chordata; Mammalia; Proboscidea; Elephantidae
Gene: ATG12
Product: autophagy related 12
Exons: 4
Coding region: 264-683 (139 amino acids)
Biological process (GO): nucleophagy; C-terminal protein lipidation; autophagosome assembly
Cellular component (GO): Atg12-Atg5-Atg16 complex; phagophore assembly site membrane; cytoplasm
Source: RefSeq, a predicted model, not a curated record